AAGAUUUUCCCAUUUCUAUCAAAGCUAAAAAUACACCUAAGAAAACACACAGGAGAGAAACCUUAUUUCUGCUCUGACUGUGUGGCGAGUUUCUCUCAACUUUCCGACUUAAAAACACAUGAACGUAUACACACAGGAGAGAAGCCUUUCUUCUGCUCUGACUGUGGGGCGAGUUUCUCUCGUCUGUGCACCUUAAAAACACACCAACGUAUACACACAGGAGAGAAGCCUUACUCCUGCUCUGACUGUGGAAAACGUUUUAAAACAUCAAAUGAGCUAAAAUCUCAUCAGAGAACACACACAGGAGAGAAGCCUUACGUCUGCCCUGACUGUGGAACUAGUUUCUCUCACCUUUCCAACUUAAAAUCACAUGAACGUAUACAUACAGGAGAGAAGCCUUACUCCUGCUCUGAUUGUGGAAAACGUUUUAGAACAUCAACUGAUCUAAAAUCUCAUCAGAGAACACACACAGGAGAGAAGCCUUACGUCUGCCCUGACUGUGGGGCGAGUUUCUCUCUUCUGUGCACCUUAAAAAGACACCAACGUAUACACACAGGAGAGAAGCCUUACGUCUGCUCUGACUGUGGAAAACGUUUUAGAACAUCAAAUGAGCUAAAAUCUCAUCAGAGAACACACACAGGAGAGAAGCCUUACGUCUGCCCUGACUGUGGAACUAGGUUCUCUCACCUUUCCAACUUAAAAUCACAUGAACGUGUACAUACAGGAGAGAAGCCUUACUCCUGCUCUGACUGUGGGGCGAGUUUCUCUCAUCUGUGCACCUUAAAAACACACCAACGUAUACACACUGGAGAGAAGCCUUACGUCUGCCCUGACUGUGGAACUUGUUUCUCUCAACUUUCCAACUUAAAAUCACAUGAACGUGUACAUACAGGAGAGAAGCCUUACUCCUGCUCUGACUGUGGAAAACGUUUUCAAACAUACGCUCAGCUAAAGGUUCAUCAGAGAACACACACAGGAGAGAAGCCUUACUUCUGCUCUGACUGUGGAACUUGUUUCUCUAAACUUUCCAACUUAAAAUCACAUGAACGUGUGCAUACAGGAGAGAAGCCUUACUCCUGCUCUGACUGUGGAAAACGUUUUAAAACAUACGCUCAGCUAAAAGGUCAUCAGAGAACACACGCAUGAGAGAAGCAUGAGAGAAGCCUGCUUACGUCUGCUCUGACUUUUGGGUGAGUUUCUCUCACCAUAGCAACUUAACACACCAAUGUAUACACACAGGGGAGAAGCCUUACUCCUGCUCUGUGGAGGGGUGGGCGUGUAAGUCAAACGUCUAACCAAAAGCUGCGUGUUUGAAUCUUAUCAAGGAGGACUUUAGCAUUUUAGCUCAUAGCAACUUUGUAACUACUUAUUACUUUUUAGCUAUGUUAGCAUGUUAGCUAAUCUUUUCCCUAAACCCAUCUAACUCUACCUUCAAACUUCUUAGGGCUGCAAUCCCGGUAACGGGAUCGAUAUGACAACAGCCAGUGAAAGUGCAGGGCGCCA
Molecule: messenger RNA, 1503 nt
Organism: Salvelinus namaycush (lake trout)
Lineage: Eukaryota; Metazoa; Chordata; Actinopteri; Salmoniformes; Salmonidae
Product: zinc finger protein 135-like
Exons: 1
Biological process (GO): regulation of transcription by RNA polymerase II
Molecular function (GO): RNA polymerase II cis-regulatory region sequence-specific DNA binding; DNA-binding transcription factor activity, RNA polymerase II-specific
Source: RefSeq, a predicted model, not a curated record